Molecule: messenger RNA, 498 nt
Organism: Knipowitschia caucasica
Lineage: Eukaryota; Metazoa; Chordata; Actinopteri; Gobiiformes; Gobiidae
Source: the annotation of a GenBank genome assembly
AUGUGCGGAGGAACACCGGCGUGUGCUGCGGCUUGUGGAUUUUUUCGUGCCCUCUGCCGGACAGUAGUUGACAGUGCAGACAUCAUGGCGGCUCCCUUUACGACACUGUGCGUUUCAGUUCUGAGACACGGCAGAAGACAUCUGACCACAACAUGCAACCUACAGGCUGGACAAAAAUUCAGGAGAGAAAAUGGACUUUCACGCACCGGCUCUGAGUUCGGACCCCUUACAGAUCUUCCAGACUGGUCUUUUGCAGAUGGCAGACCAGCUCCUCCACUGAAAGGCCAUCUAAGGAGAAGGCAGGAAAGAGAAACCCAAGCUAGACGUAUUGCGAUGCUGAGCUCGGAGAUGGACGGAGGGGUCGAGGCGUGGGCACAGAAACAGGAAGAGGCCAAGCGACUGGAGGAGCACAGGAAGUCUCAGAUGCAGCAUUUCUACAACAGCAAAGACUCGGGUCCUAAACGCCAUUUUGUCUGGUGCCUCACAGUGGAGUGUUGA